CACAGGAAUUCGUUUCGUUCCUCGAUGUCCGGUUUGAAAAUGGCCUUACCUUGAAUCACAUUGAUUAGAUUUUCACAACAAUGUCGAGUAUUGUCCCGAAACACGACCGACUCCUCCCUCGGAGCCCUCCCCGGGCCCUGCGGAGCAGAAGUUGUUGGUCCCUCAGUUGCCAGCACGCGAAAAAAUUUUUAGUCUUCUGGCUUACGGUUUCGGGUUUUGAUUAUUUCGGAAGGAUGACCACGAGGACCAACAUACUCAUGGCUAACAGCAGCGGGGGAAAUAAAGGGCAUCUUGUCGCGGUGUCUGCAUUUUCAUCUCCGUCCGUGAGGAGGAAAGUGCACGAAGAUGAUAAGGAAGAGAAUGAUGUUGAUCAUCAUCUCCACCUCCUGGGUCACCGAAAUGAAACACGCCUUGAUGUUCGAGGAAGACUUGGUGGUUCGGGGGUGGGUGGUGAGAACAUGACGAGCCCAGGAACCCUCCUCCAGAUGCAGGAGGCGUCUUCCACACUGGUGCAAACGUCGGAGCAGGGGUGCCAAGUAAAGAGCCCCUGUGAGUUGGCGGAGCUUGAUAUGUCGCGCCAGUGGGGUUUCAACGGUAAAGAAUCCGCGAAGAUCAACGACGACGAAGCAAGAGAAAGCUUUUUCAAAAGCCAAAAAAUGAAGCUUCGAAAGCCACUGUACCAGUUGAUCGGACCCGGACCCGAAGAAGCUUCUAGCAUCGACACUCAGUUAGAACAUAUGGGAGAACGCGUACGAGAUGCGCCCCUCUACUUCUACUUUUUCGCUCGGGAAAUACGUGCGGCAUACUGGGUUAUGACCGGAACAUUUGUCGACAGAUACCUGCCGUACCAAUUCUUGUUCCACACUGCCACGAAGACGAUGUUUCCUAUUCUUCACUUUUCCCUCACGGGCCAGCGCCCUUCCCAGCAGCAGGCUAUUGCUUCUGUCGACCGCGAUCUGCAAUACCCCCAGUUAAACGGGCGCACGGGAACACUUUACUCCGUCGCAAGUGACAUGGAGCACGGUUUCGCAUUUGCGAGGGACGUUGAAGCGCAAAGCAACUUUUUUGUCUAUUAUACUCGAGAACCUACAACUGGUACGCAAGGAAAAGGUCAAGGACAGGAAGCUAAUCGGGGAAGAACGCUUGCUCUCGACAUUGCGUUCUGGAACAUGGUAUCCGAGGCAGACAAAGACAUAUUUCCAAAAAUUCAUCGAUGGACCCAAGAACUUACCCUGAAGAAAAAUGCACCCACACAGUUGUCAAUUUGGGAACUCUGCAACACACGAGAGAGAAGAAGAGGAGGAUGAGAGGAGGCGAGGAAUUCAUGCGUUCUCCUCUCCGUCUCCAUCUUCCGUCUCGUCGUCAUCGUCCUCUUCUUUCGUCCAUCUCUCUCCGUGUCUCGUCUCCUUCUCUCUUCUUCCAUUUCCCUUCUCUCUCUCUCUCGCCUCUCUUCAUCUUAUCUCUUCUCUCUCUCCUCCUCUCGUUCUCUUCUCAUUCUUUCUGUUCUCUUUCUCCGUCAUCUUUCCGUCUUAUCCCUUCUCUUUCUCUAUUUCCAUCGUCUUCCUUCUCUCCAACGAGACGGAGACGAAAUGA
This is a messenger RNA of Amoebophrya sp. A120, 1593 nucleotides long. Lineage: Eukaryota; Dinophyceae; Syndiniales; Amoebophryaceae. The record is from the annotation of a GenBank genome assembly.